Molecule: messenger RNA, 309 nt
Organism: Microdochium trichocladiopsis
Lineage: Eukaryota; Fungi; Ascomycota; Sordariomycetes; Xylariales; Microdochiaceae
Product: Tetratricopeptide repeat-domain-containing protein
Exons: 2
Coding region: 1-309 (102 amino acids)
Molecular function (GO): protein binding
Source: RefSeq, a predicted model, not a curated record
AUGGCCAAUCUGGCGUCGACGUACCGGAAUCAAGGCCGAUGGGCAGAGGCCGAGUCGUUGGACUUACAAGUUAUGGAGAUAAAGAAAAAGGUGCUGGGGCCGGAACACCCUGACACGCUGACCGGCAUUAACAAUCUUGCUUGUACUUGGAAAGGCCAAGGUCGUCAUGAUGACGCAUUGGACUUGAUGCGCCGUUGCGUCCAGCUCAACGAGCAAGUACUUGGCCCACAUCACCCUCAUACGAUGUCCAGUCUUUGUGAACUAGAUAUAUGGCAAAAAAUCGACCAUUCAUUGCGGCAGCACAGCUAG